AUGGUUUUCCUCGUUUCUGACAUAAAACACAGGUGUGCUAUUCCUGAACUGACAAACGACACUUACCAAGUUCAAAGCGAAGCCCAUGCAAAGCUUAUUAAAAAAUACAUACCUGAAGAGAUAGUGGAUGGGAAACUCGUGUACAGUAAAUGUCAUAUUUAUGUCAACAAAGGUGUAAUCAGAAAACAGACGCUAACUAAUUGUACUUCUUGGGUCUAUGACAAAUCAAUAUUUCAAACAUCUUUGACCAGUGACUCUAAUUUAGUGUAUUUCAUCGCUAUGCUCUGUUGCGGUUGGCUUCCUGAUAGAUUUGGACGAAAGAAAGUCAUUAUUGCUGCGCUCAUGCUUGAAGGUAUAACUGGAAUUCUAUAUUCGCAAAUUAUGGACAUCAAUAUGAUUCUCAUUCUUCGUUUUUUGACAGCUUUUGGAAGUUCUCUAUGUUAUAUGCCAUCAGUUGUGUUUGGAGCUGAAAUUUCAUCAACGAAAAACAGAGCGUGUGCCUCUAUCAUUAUUCAACUGUAUUUAACCGCCGGAUACAUCGUUAUUAGCAUAUUGGCGUAUUACAUACGAACCUGGAAAUUGCUUGUUCUAUUGGUUUCUAUACCCACAAUACCAGUUGCAUUGCUUUACUUUUGGUUAUUACCAGAAUCCCCACGUUGGCUACUAACUGUAAAAAAGGAAAAGGAAGCAGAAAUAAUUUUGAAUAAAAUGGCCAAAGUUAACAAUCGCAAUUUCAGUUACAAAUCAGACGAAAUAGAAAUAUCGGUGGUCGAAGAUCGGACUGUCAGGCUCUGGAAAAUAUUCACGAUUCCAAAACUUCGAAAAAGAACUUUCAUCCUGAUGUUUAACUGGUUUGUGGUGAGUUUUGCGUAUUAUGGGAUGGUGCUACAUACUGAACAUCUGAGUGGUAACAUCUUCCUGAAUUUCUUAUUUGGUGCACUCGUGGAAAUCCCUGCGUAUCUCAUGUGUGUCGUUUUAUUGGACCGUAUCGGUAGGAAGAAAUUGUACAUUGCCUUCAUGGCUAUUGGAGGAAUUUGCGGAAUCAUGAUAAUUUUUUCAUUGAUGUAUACUCCUGGUGAUUUUCAACGGAAUAAAACCUCAUUGGCUCUCUUAAGCAGAUUGUGCAUCACUGGUUCUUACGGUAUUAUUUAUCUACACACCUGUGAAUUGUACCCUACCUGUGUGAGAAAUGGAGCAUUGGGAUAUCUCUCUACUUUUGCUACAUUGGGUGGUACGAUAUCACCCUACAUAAUAAUGACACGAACCCUUGCAACUGGAAUGCCUCUUAUUUCUUCCUUCCUGAAACCAACAAUAAACCAAUAG
Molecule: messenger RNA, 1323 nt
Organism: Acanthosepion pharaonis
Lineage: Eukaryota; Metazoa; Mollusca; Cephalopoda; Sepiida; Sepiidae
Source: the annotation of a GenBank genome assembly